AUGGCCACGUUGCAAGUACCGCUGAGAGGAAAGGCAGGAGGCUCGCCCGUCACAAAAGCCGUCAUUCUCGUGUGUAUCAGGCGUCGCUGGCAGAGGCGCAUAUGCUAAGACUACGAUAGGUCGGAGGUCCUUCGAGAGGCACCAGAUUCCGACCCCUGUCCCUCGACUUGCCCAAGGUAAGCCCAAUGCGCCCACUGCUCUAAGUCCUCUCCGAGCAAAGAUUGAUACCAGUCAGCCUCUUUUCGAGGUCGCGGGCCACCCCAUCAUCGAGCACUGCUUCGCCGCGAUUGCCAAGGUCCCCGAGAUCCGCGAGGUCUUCAUCGUCGGAUACUACGACGAGAGCGUAUUCCGAGACUUCUUUAAGGAUUGCGCAAGGACCCAUCCCCAGAUCAGCGUCCGCUACCUACGUGAAUACCAAGCACUGGGUACUGCCGGCGGUCUCUACCACUUCCGCGAUGCUAUCCUCAAGGGAAGACCCGACCGCUUCUUCGUCCUCAACGCCGAUGUCUGCUGCUCCUUCCCGCUGGAGCAGAUGCUGAGAUUGUUCGAAGAGAAGGAUGCCGAGGCGAUCAUUCUAGGAACACGAGUCCCCAACGAUGCGGCUACCAACUUCGGUUGCAUAGUCAGUGACGCGCACAGCAAGAGAGUGCUGCAUUAUGUGGAGAAGCCAGAGUCACACAUAUCCAAUCUCAUCAAUUGCGGCGUGUACCUCUUCGCGACCGAGGCCAUCUUCCCUAGUAUCAAGAGCGCGAUCAAGCGUCGAACAGACAGGCCCCGACUCGUCUCAUACCCCUCCUCGGACGCCCUCGAUUCGCAGUACGUGGCACCCACUGACGACGAUGAUGGGGAGAAGAACGAGGUCAUUCGUCUGGAACAGGACAUUCUCUCAGACCUGGCCGACAGUCGGCAAUUCUUCGUCCUCGAGACCAAGGAUUUCUGGCGUCAGAUCAAGACGGCGGGCUCUGCGGUACCUGCAAAUGCUCUCUAUCUCAUGAAGGCUUUCCAAACGCAAUCCGAGGAGCUAGCGAAGCCAUCCGCCAACAUUCUUCCCCCGGUCUUCAUUCACCCUUCUGCCCAGGUGGAUCCUACGGCGAAGCUGGGCCCGAACGUGUCCAUUGGACCUCGCGCCGUGAUUGGUCCUGGUGUACGAAUCAAGGAAGCAAUUGUGCUUGAGGAUGCGGAGAUUCGACACGACGCCUGCGUGCUGUACGCCAUUGUGGGUUGGAGCAGCCGUGUCGGCGCAUGGGCAAGAGUUGAGGGCACGCCAACGCCAGUCCGAGAGCACAGUACGAGCGUCAUCAAGAACGGCGUCAAGGUCCAGAGUAUUACCAUUCUGGGCAAGGAGUGCGCUGUUGCAGAUGAGGUGAGAGUGCAAAACUGCGUCUGCCUGCCGUUCAAGGAGCUUAAGAGGGUGAGUACACCAUCCAUCCUGCCAUCUUGAAGGCUAUGACACUGACUGAUCUUGCAGGAUGUCGCCAACGAAGUGAUUAUGUAG
Messenger RNA from Lecanosticta acicola, 1495 nucleotides. NCBI's taxonomy places the organism in Eukaryota, Fungi, Ascomycota, Dothideomycetes, Mycosphaerellales, Mycosphaerellaceae. The record is from the annotation of a GenBank genome assembly.